Messenger RNA from Asparagus officinalis (garden asparagus), 719 nucleotides. RefSeq names its product protein STAR1-like. The transcript has 3 exons. The coding region runs from base 149 to 577 and encodes 142 amino acids. Lineage: Eukaryota; Viridiplantae; Streptophyta; Magnoliopsida; Asparagales; Asparagaceae. Gene Ontology annotation, molecular function: phosphate transmembrane transporter activity; ATP binding; ATP hydrolysis activity. Gene Ontology annotation, cellular component: membrane. Gene Ontology annotation, biological process: phosphate ion transmembrane transport. The record is from RefSeq and is a predicted model, not a curated record.
UACAGGGACUAAAAAGAAUAUAGGAAUCAGAUUAGACAAAUUUAAUAGUUUAAAACAAGUAGGCUCUGAAGCCCUUCAUAUAUAACACACCAUCGCUCACCAUAUUUCUUUCUGAGUUCUCUUAUUCCUCAACCUUUCUACCUCUCAAAUGGGUUCAGCUGCAGUACUUGCAGGCGAAGUGAGGGAACACCUCCUUCUCAACGUUGACCCUGAUCAUCCUCAAGACCAGACACCGCCGACCACAACAUCAAAACUACAAGUCAAGAAUCUAAGCAAAGUAUCAGACACAGGCGAAGCAAUACUCAGAGGAGUCAACUUAGAGAUACCGAGGGGUAAGGUUACCGGGAUCAUCGGCCCCAGCGGCAGCGGCAAAUCGACGGUCCUCCGCGCUCUCAACCGCCUGUGGGAGCCCUCACCGGCCACCGUGUUUCUCGACGGUGACGAUAUCUGCGGGCUUGAUGUGCUGUCUCUCCGGAGGAAGGUCGGUAUGCUGUUCCAGCUCCCUGCCUUGUUUGAAGGUAAGUUGUACCUAGUUGAUUCCAUGAUCAUCAAAAGGAAUUGUUUGUUGAUUGAUUGAUUGAUUUAGUAUAAUGAGAGUUUAACUAGAUAGCUAAUCAUUGAUUAGAUGGCCGGCAUAUUUCGUGGAUGAUGCAUGUAUUCCGUCAACUUCAUUGUUGGGCCACCAAGAAUUUCAGCAUAAUUCUUUAUGCUUCAAUCAU